Helianthus annuus (common sunflower) is the source of this 453-nucleotide messenger RNA. RefSeq lists its product as uncharacterized. Bases 1 to 453 code for a protein of 150 amino acids. The record is from RefSeq and is a predicted model, not a curated record. NCBI's taxonomy places the organism in Eukaryota, Viridiplantae, Streptophyta, Magnoliopsida, Asterales, Asteraceae. The transcript has a single exon.
AUGGUCUACGCCGAUAAAGGUAAGGGGGUUAAGCGGAGUUUCUCCACCCUCGAACCUUGGAUGUUGGCAACUAUGACGAUAGAGCCGCGUGUUGAGGACUUAAACCUCACCACUAACCCCCUCAUCAUAUCAGCUGCUGUAGGCGACUACAACAUGAGAAGGAUACUAGUCGAUACCGAGAGCUUUGAAGAUAUAAUCUAUGAGCACUGCUUCAACAGGAUGCAACCGGAAGAUAAAAAGCUGCUUGAGUCAGUACACGCCCCUAUAAAGGGGUUCACUGGAGAGAAGGUUGACCCAAUCGGCCAAAUCACUUUCCUAGUAACUUUCGGAUUCACCCCUCGCGAAAGGACCAAACUCCUCACAUUCCUCGUUGUGCGUACUGAAUCCUACCACAAUGUAAUAAUCGGAAGGUUUACACUGGGGAAACUAGACGCUGUUGUAUCCACAGCGUGA